Messenger RNA from Purpureocillium takamizusanense, 2169 nucleotides. RefSeq names its product Primary-amine oxidase. The record is from RefSeq and is a predicted model, not a curated record. The transcript has 2 exons. The coding region runs from base 1 to 2169 and encodes 722 amino acids. Gene Ontology annotation, biological process: amine metabolic process. Gene Ontology annotation, molecular function: copper ion binding; quinone binding; primary methylamine oxidase activity. Lineage: Eukaryota; Fungi; Ascomycota; Sordariomycetes; Hypocreales; Ophiocordycipitaceae.
AUGGCGGCCCCUGCGAUACAGCAACAACAGCAGCAGCAGCAGUUGCCGGACACGACGUCCAUCCCCGGCUACAUCAUCCUGCCGGACCCGGACGAGAAUGCGCCCCAGGCCGCUGCGCCGCCGCGGACGGCCGUCCACCCGCUCGACCAGCUCUCGGCCGUGGAAAUCACCACGACGGCCCGCCUCAUCCGCGAGCAUGCCAGCCCCCAGCAGGUCAAGUUCAACUGCAUCACGCUGCGGGAGCCCAAGAAGAACGAGUACGCAGCGUUCCGGUCGCGCGUGGGCCCGCGUCCCGAGCGGCGGGCCUUUGCCAUUGUGCUCGAGCAGGGAGCCACUUCUAGUAGUAGCGUCGCCGAGGUCAUCGUCAACCUGACGCACGGCCGGGUCGAGGACUGGCGGGCGGUUCGCAACGUGGCGCCGACGCUGACGCUCGAGGACCUCGACGUCAUGGAGCGCAUCGCGCGGACCGACGCCCGCGUGGUCGAGGCGUGCGCCGAGAUCGGCAUCACCGACAUGAGCACCGUCUUCUUCGACGCGUGGGCCAUCGGCGUGGACGCGCGCUGGGGCUUCGAGCGCCGCCUGCAGCAGGGGCUGCCGUACUGGCGGGCGUCGCCGAGCGACAACCAGUACGCGCACCCGCUCGACUUUACCGUCGUGGCGGACACGGAGACGGAGGAGGUGCUUGCCGUGGACGUGAGGCGCGUACACGGAGAGCGCACGGCGGUGCCGCCGACGUCGCACAACUACCUCCCCGAGUUCAUCGGCGAGGCCAUGUACCAGCCGCGGCGGCUCAAGCCCAUCGACAUCACGCAGCCCGAGGGCGUGUCGUUUGAGAUGAGGGGCAACGAGAUCCACUGGGCGGGCUACAAGAUGCACAUUGGCUUCAACUACCGCGAGGGCAUCGUGCUGUCCGACGUGCGCUUCGCCGACCCCUGGCAGGGGCACCGCGAGCGCACCCUCUUCAACCGCGUCAGCGUCGUCGAGAUGGUGGUCCCCUACGGGCAUCCCGCGCCGCCGCACCACCGCAAGCACGCCUUCGACGUGGGCGAGUACGGCAGCGGCUUCAUGACCAACUCGCUCAAGCUCGGGUGCGACUGCAAGGGCGCCAUCCACUACCUCGACGCCGUGCUGUCCACCAACAAGGGCCAGGCCGCCGUCAUCAAGAACGCCGUCUGCAUCCACGAGGAGGACAACGGCCUGCUCUACAAGCACACCGACUUCCGCGACGCGAGCGUCGUCUCCGCCCGCGACCGCAAGCUCGUCAUCUCCCAGAUCAUCACCGCCGCCAACUACGAGUACGGCUUCUACCACACCUUUACCCUCGACGGCACCUACAAGCUCGAGAUGAAGCUCACGGGCAUGCUCAACACCUACUGCCUGCACCCGAGCGAGACGGCGGCCCCGUUCGGCACAGAGGUCGCCCCCGGCAUCACCGCGCACAACCACCAGCACAUCUUCUCGCUGCGCGUGGACCCCGAGGUCGACGGGCCCAACAACACCGUCGUCCAGAGCGACGCGGUGCCCUACGAGGCCGACGUGGGCUCCCCCGAGAACCCCUUCGGCAACGGCUUCUACUGCCGCAAGACGCCCCUGCGCACCGCCACCCAGGGCGCCGCCGACUACUGCCACGAGACGAGCCGCGCCUGGGACAUCGUCAACCCCUCGCGCCUCAACCCCUCGGCCAGGCGGCCCGUCGCCUACAAGAUCCUCAACAACAACUGCCCCGCCGCCCUGGCCAAGCCCGGCAGCACCGUCUGGCGCCGCGCCGCCUUUGCCCGCAAGGCCCUCUGGGUCGUCCCCUACCGCGACUACGAGCUCUUCCCCGCGGGCGACUACGUCUGCCAGUCCACCGGCGACGAGGGCCACGAGGGCAACCUGACGGUCCUCGACUGGAGCAACCGCGACGAGAGCAUCGAGGACACCGACAUUGUCUGCUACAUCCAGUUUGGCCUCACCCACUUUCCCCGCACAGAGGACUUUCCCAUCAUGCCCGCCGAGCCCGUGAGCGUCACCCUGCGCGCGAGCAACUUUUUCGAGAAGAACCCCGCCCUGUGGGUGCCGCCCUCGCAGAUUAAAGGUGACGAUGGCUCCUCGCGCAAUGCCUUUUCCGAGACGGGCGGGUCGUGCUGCGGCGGCGGUAGUGGCAAGAAGCUGCCGUCUCACCUGUAG